Messenger RNA from Salvia splendens (bonfire salvia), 5386 nucleotides. Its product is annotated as histone-lysine N-methyltransferase ASHH2. Gene Ontology annotation, molecular function: zinc ion binding; protein binding; histone H3K36 methyltransferase activity. The transcript has 18 exons. Bases 451 to 5157 code for a protein of 1568 amino acids. Gene Ontology annotation, cellular component: nucleus. NCBI's taxonomy places the organism in Eukaryota, Viridiplantae, Streptophyta, Magnoliopsida, Lamiales, Lamiaceae. The record is from RefSeq and is a predicted model, not a curated record.
CUCUCUCUCACUUCUCUUUGCUUUCCAUUGAACAACCGUUGCCUACACCGUCAAGGAAUCCCUUUCUCUCUCUAAAAUUCACGUAAAUACAUCCAGUAAGGAUUUUAUAUACGGCCGUUGCUCGUGUCUCUUUCCACACGUUUGUUUCAAUUAAUCAAUUAAAUUAACCCUCGGUUGUUGCCCAGCGCGUUGGUUAAUUUUUCAUCAGAGUCAAUAAGCUACAUAUCUGAUGCGGUUGGAGGAGAGUGUAAUUGACGUCUCAAAUUUGGGCUUCUAGUAAGCUUCUUCUUUUAUACAGUUAGAUACCAAUUGAUAUUGCAUUCAGCCUUCCCUUACUAUCAGCGUAAGAUAAAUAGCUGUUAAUAAAAGGAAAAAUGAUUAUAGGGGUUACCUGAGUACUGCUAUUGAGACUUCACCAAAUAUACUGUGUAUCUCAGUAAACUGGAUAAUAUGUUUACUGAGACGUCUUUCAGUGAAAAUGGUGGUGAGAUCAGGGCAGCGCCAUCUCCGGAUGAUCUCAAUUUUGGCAUUGGAAAAUUGUAUGUGUCACCCGAACCAUAUGAAUCCACUCAUGUGAGAGAUGAUGAAUCAUCUGAUGUGAUGCUCAGAUCAGAUGUUUCAGCCGCAGGCGGUCUUCUUUCACCUUUUCAUUCCAUCAGCUUUGCUGAGCAACCAUUGCUGGGGAAUGACAUGGCAAUUAGCCCUGUCAAAAUUGAUGCUAUUGGUUCUAUUUCUGAAGCUAAGCAGAAAGGACAGAUACAUGGUGAGGGACAAGGUUAUAGUUUACAUUAUUCCUCUGAUUCUGAGAGGAUUCAGGGCCCCUCUAUACAUGGGGAUGGUGAAGCUGAGGUUGCUGAUCAAACUGUGAGGACCCAACAAUCAAAUGAUCUUAUUGUAUAUGCAUCGUCUCGGAGGAAUAGUUCCCGCAACACUCUUGAUAAAUUAAACCAUAUUAAUGAUUCUAAGCAACCAUCAAGAAGUUGUACGGUGAUCACCCCAAAAGACUCACCCUCGCAUACUUCUAGAAAGAAAAGAAGUUUACUCUCCAAGCGGGCUAAAUCUUCUGUUUGGGGAUUUGUGGAUUUACCAAAUUUUGAAGAAAACCCAUGUUUAGGUAAUGGGAAAACAGUAGGGAAAGUAAGAGGUAACCAAGGAAAGAGCAAUGUUAUCAAGGACAAGACAGGUCAAAAAGCUGUCUGCAAAAGCUCCAAUCCAACUGGCCGCAUAUCUUUGAAGAUUAAAUUUGGCAAUCAAAUCUGUGGUGUGGUCAAUGUGGCUGAAAAUUGUAACAUAUCAGGGACAAGCAUUUCUGGAUCAUGUGACAAAAGCGAAAGUAAGUUUCAGGAGGAAUUUCCUGGAGAUAUGUUAUCCAAUGAAAACACGGAGAAUGUAAUAAGUUCUGAUGCUUCUGCUUUGGAUGCACAUCUUGAUGUUACAUGUAAUGUAGAAAAUAAAUCCUUGAGUACAUUAAGUGAUCAUCAGAUCAGCAGCCAUGAGCAAGGGUAUAAUAUGAGAGCUUCCACUGAGAAUAGGUGUUUAGAUCCAGGAACUUCACCUGAUUCUGAAGUUAUAAAUUCUAUUCCUGAUGCACCACUUGGUGAGAGAGAUAUCCAUGAUCUGCAAGAUAGUCCUGGGAUGCGGCUGGAAAGUAGUGGGGAAUGCUUUGCAAACUCAUCUGCUGGGGUUUCAAGUUUAAGUUCCCCAAAACUGAAAUCUAAAAAAGGAAAGAAGAUAACUGGUGAAGAAGCCAAACAUAAAGCUAGAGCACCUCUAGGCCUUGAAGUGAACCCUUCUCCUGAGCUUUCUGAUGUAACUGAGUCCUCAAAAUCGCAUGCCCACUCUAGUGCGAAGGGAGGAUGCAAGAGCAGGAAUAGCAUCUUGGAUUUGCCCCGCAAGAAAGGCAAAUCCUCUAGAAAGAAGGGAGAUAAAAAGAACUUUGUUGUUAAGUUUAAAAUUGAUCCGAAGGGCGAUGCAAGUGGUGUUCUUAGCAAAGUGGAAAGCCAUCCAGAAUCAGGAAGUCAAACUCUCCCUGGUCAUGGAGAAAUUGGAGAUCUUAGCUCUCCUCCUACUGAAUCAGGAUUUGUAUCUUCAUUUGGUUGGCCAAAUGGUCAGAAUGCUCUUCCAACGAAUGCAUGGGUUCUCUGUGAUGAGUGCCAAAAAUGGCGGCGGAUUCCAGCUACACUUGCAGAUAAGAUUGAUCAAACAAACUGCCAAUGGACUUGCAAGGAUAACACUGAUAAAGACUUUGCUGACUGCUCAAUUCCUCAAGAGAAAUCAAAUUCAGAAAUCAAUAAAGAGCUGGGAAUAUCUGAUGAUGAAGAUGCUGGCGACACCUUGCCGAAGUCCAAUAAAAACAAAUCAACAGCUGCUAAACAGUCAUCUUGGACUCUUAUUAAGUCAAACUUGUUUCUCCACAGAAGCCGUAAAACUCAGACCAUCGAUGAGGUGAUGGUUUGCCAUUGCAAACCUCCAUCAGAUGGAAGAAUGGGUUGUGGAUCUAAAUGCCUUAAUCGGAUGCUAAACAUUGAGUGUGUUCGGAGAACUUGUCCGUGCGGUGAACUUUGUUCAAAUCAGCAGUUCCAAAAACGGACGUAUGGAAAACUCAAAUGGUUAAGGUGUGGAAAGAAGGGUUUUGGUCUCCAAUCUCUUCAGGAAAUCUCUGAAGGACAGUUUAUCAUUGAAUAUAUUGGAGAGGUACUUGAUGUCCACACUCAUGAAGCCAGGCAGAAAGAGUAUGCUUUGCAAGGGCAUAAACAUUUUUACUUUAUGACACUCAAUGGGAGUGAGGUAAUUGAUGCGUGUUCUAAAGGGAAUUUGGGCCGCUUUAUAAACCAUAGUUGUGACCCUAACUGCCGGACAGAAAAGUGGAUGGUGAAUGGAGAAGUCUGUGUUGGACUUUUUGCUAUUAGAGAUAUUAAAAAGGGUGAAGAGGUAACAUUUGACUACAAUUAUGUCCGUGUAUUCGGUGCUGCUGCAAAGAAAUGUGUUUGUGGUUCACCUAAUUGCCGAGGCUAUAUAGGUGGGGAUCCAACAAAUUCUGAAGUAAUUGUUCAGGAUGACUCGGAUGAUGAAUAUGCAGAACCUGUUAUGAUCUGUGAAGAUAGGGAUAUGAAUCAUGACUGGACUGCUAUAAUGUCUCAAUCCUUAUUUGAGAAAGAAAUAAAAUGUAGUGAUGAGCUAGAAGAAGACAGACACACAAUAGAGAAUGUCAAUGCUGCUGAUCAAAUUGAGAGCAUCAAUUCUGGCACUUCACAUAAAAGAUUUGGUGUGAAUUCUGAUUCUAAUGGAUGCUCUAAGACUUCAACUGCUACACGAGUUGCGGACAUGACAGUCCAUGAUAAAUAUGGACCUGCCAAUGCUACUAGUGUUAAUGAUAUUGCUUCUGAGGCUGCUCUUACACCUUCGGAUACUACUGAAGAGGCCUUGAAUAUUCCUGGAUCAGCUAAUAUGGAGGCUGAAUCUGAGAGCCUCCUGCCCCAGAGCAGUUCUACGGUUAAACAUAAGGAAGCUUCCGUUCGAUCAGAGGAACUUAGGAAUAACACAGUGUCGAAGACUCUGCAUGUCAGUAAUAGGUUGAAAAUGUCUACUACUACAUUACCUGUAAAAUUGCAGCCUGAUGCAGUUAAAUCUAAGAAAAAGUUGAAAUAUGGCACUAUGCGAGGAAAGGAGGAAUCCUCAAAGUCUGGAUCUCUUGCUAAGAAUAAUCAUUCAUCACCAUCAAUUAGAAAAGGGAGACUCAAAUCAAAUGUUGUGAAUGACAAAGGGGCUCCAGAUGGGGAUAAGUUAAAUGCAGUACGCAACAAAUCUAAGAAGUCACUGGGCCUUUCCAUUAGCAGUCAUGUUGAAGCAGUUGAGGGGAAAUUAAAUGAGCUGCUAGAUACUGAAGGUGGAAUAAGCAAGCGCAAAGAUGCCUCAAGAGGGUACUUGAAGCUUUUGUUUCUAACCGCUGCAUUUGGGAGUAAUGGGCAUGGUGAAGCUAUUCAGAGUAAUCGAGAUCUUUCAAUGAUCUUGGAUGCACUCUUAAAGACAAAAUCGCGGACUGUUCUGGUUGAUAUAAUCAACAAGAAUGGUCUGCAAAUGUUACACAACAUAAUGAAGAGGUACAGAAAAGAGUUCAUUAAAACUCCAAUCCUGCGCAAGCUUCUUAAGGUACUUGAAUAUCUUGCGACAAGAGAAAUCCUUACUUUGGAGCACAUAAGCGGAGGUCCACCUCGUCCUGGUGUCGAAAGCUUCAAAGAUUCAAUGUUGACCCUGACAGAACAUGCUGACAAACAGGUCCAUCAAAUUGCACGAAACUUCAGGGAUAGGUGGAUUCCGAGAUCUCUCCGGAAAAAGUGCUUCAUGGAAAUGGAUGAUGGGAAGAGGGAAUUUCGCCAGCAUUCAACAAAUGGUAAAUUAUCAGUAUCAUCAGGAGAUCAUAGGAGUGACCAAGGUGGAAAACAUGCAGAUUCAGUAGAAUCUUGUGACAAGCAGCCCGUUGUUGUAUCUGGCAUUGAGACUUCAGCCCCAAACCUCUCCUCUGCUUCAGGUUGUAGUAAUGGAACGAAUGGAACACGAACACGCAAGCGCAAGAGUAGAUGGGAUACCCCACCGGAGGAAUGCAUGCGUCCCAGUAUUAGAGCCAGAUUGUCAGGUGACAGUAACCAAAAUGCCGACAAUGAUAUUCCUCCUGGGUUUACGACUCCUUGUAAUGACUCUGUCAUCCCAGCUACUACUUGUUCGAAUGCUAUUAGUCAUCAAGAAAGAGAGACAUUCAGAAAGCAUCCUUCUGGCAUUGUGCUGGCUGAUUCACAAGAUAGAUUCGUUGCACGUAUGCCUGUAUCUUAUGGUAUACCCUCUUCUCUCAUGCAACAAUUUGGGGUCAUUGGAGAAGCCGCUGCGGUUUGGACUGUAGCUCCGGGUUUGCCAUUCCAUCCGUUUCCUCCUUUGCCUCCAUGUGCUAGCGACAAGGGAGAAGAGCCAUCCCCGUUUGCUAAAUGUGUUAGUGAACCGCUUGAAAAGGCAGGACAAGAUGAUGUUGCUAGUCAUGUUCGUUACUCUGGUAAGAAACGUACAAUGACAGAAAUGAAUAUUUCAAUAGAGAAUGAGCAUCCAGAUUUUCAGCAAGAAGAGGGUUCUCGUAAAUUAGGCAGCAGAAGUGGGGGAACUCAGUUGUAGAUUCGGGAAACGGGACAAAUCAGUUUGGAGACUCAUACAGCUCGGAGGAUAUAAACCGGAGAGGAGUUUAGAAUGCAAUUCAUCACCAUUAAUUCAUUAUGAAAAGUUAGCAUCAUUUUAAUAGUAGAUUUUUCAAGGAGCUUCUAAAAUUGUGUAAUGCUCCUGUACAAUGUAUGUAAUUCUUGACUGCACAGCAAUAUCGAUACUGAAAUAUUCUUUUAUUUCUUAA